Paramacrobiotus metropolitanus is the source of this 1196-nucleotide messenger RNA. RefSeq lists its product as uncharacterized. The coding region runs from base 48 to 749 and encodes 233 amino acids. The record is from RefSeq and is a predicted model, not a curated record. The transcript has 8 exons. Lineage: Eukaryota; Metazoa; Tardigrada; Eutardigrada; Parachela; Macrobiotidae.
ACCGUAGUAUUUAAUCGAACUGGUGUGCUUUUAAAGCAUACUACUGAAUGCCUCCGGCCACGAACGAAGCUGUACUAAGCUGUUACUGUAAUAUUCCGGGCGUCUUUGGAGAAGCUUCGCUUUCAAUCCGAUGGCAGUUGUUUAUUGUGCUAACUGAUUAUUGUCGAAACAAAGCCAUUGUGAUGGGCGCAAGCGGAAUACGGGCUGUGAUAGUUUUGCCGCUGCUGUUUGCUCCAGUUCAGCCAUUGAUAACUUGUGCUGAGUGCGAUUACCACAAACAUGUUGGAGGCAACUGCGACCAGGAGAAAUCAUCGUGCUUUUACUGCCUCUUCAUAGCGGACGAACGCCAAAUGUUCCUGAAUUCUUCGUGUGGUGUGCCCCCUGGCUAUAAAGUGUAUUCUGUACCUUACUGUGAAAAAGAGGAAGGUUUAUGGAAGUGCUUUUGUGAAAAGGACCUCUGUAACAAAUUGCAAAUGUUUCCCUGGCAUUUCAAGGUGAUUGGCGGACCAGAGACCACUACGUAUGAGGCUGUCAGUCCUGAUGCAGAAGAAGAGGACCAAGCUGGAGGCGAAGAAGCGGCGGACAAUGAUGGAGAUCCUGACGACGGCAGUGCUGAAGAUCUCGCCUUGGGCGUUACGGGUCCUGAUGCUCGUGUUUCUGGGGAAGAAAGGUGUGCCUCCAAAAGAGACUGGAGGUGGGACUUAUCAGUCCUGCUAACAACAAUGUGGUGGAUUAUGGAUGUCACCUGACAGCAAUCUGCAUUACAAAGGAUACGAAAAGCUUUCGCCUCGGACCGACUGUCGAAAAGAAGAACAAAAAUAGUAUAUUAGCCAUCUUGUUCUUCGGAGCAUCCGUGUCAUCAUGGCCGAUAUUGACCAAUUAUUCUCGGCCACCGGAUUGAUAGCGAGACCGACCGGCACCCGUGACCUUAUAAUUUGUAAGAUUAUGCAUCGGCACUGAUAUCCUCGUGUUAAUAACGUGUUAUGUUGCAACUGUUUCUCGCAGUUUUUAAUUUUUUAUGUUUAAUGUGAACUAACACCAUUGUAAAAGGUUUGUUUUAUAUGUACAAGGUUUUUUAGUUUAGUACUAAAAAGAAAAAACCAUAACCUGUCUGCUGCUUUAAAUGUUUUGUGGGAGUCAAAAAUGAUUAUGAGUACUGUAUCCGAAAUGAAAAGAAUCUGGACUCGAAUAAAAGA